UACAUAUAAAUUUUGUUUCUAUCUUUGCUAUGUGCAUGUUCUGUUUGUAGCAUACAUUAUCAUAUCUGUUAUGAUUAUAAAUUUUAUUAUAAUCUGUACGCGAUCCAUGAAACGUAUAUAUUAUUUUUUCCAUGUUUAGUACUGUUUUCAUGUAACUUUCAGAAUUGAAGCUCAAGAAUGGAUCGAUGAAUGAUAUAUUUUUGGUUAUAUAUAUCCUUGUUCGAUUCUCUAACUUUCAGUGCUCAAAUAUCUAAUAUUCCAUGGACGUUGUAUUAACGAUAGAUACUAGCUUACUGGAAAUGGAUAAUAAAAGAAUAAAUAUGUUUUUAUAAUAAUACCACUUGCCUGUCGUGAAAAAUUUGGAAAAAGGAUAGGGUCACUCAAAAUAAUUAGCCUCACGUCCCGAACAGUGUAGAUAAAUGAACGACAUGUCGAUUUCAACGGUUAAUAUACGAAAAACCAAAAACGAUUACGAGUGAUUUGUGGAAAGUGCUGAUUGCCGGUUGUGACUCGACCCACGAAUGCGUUUAACGCGUUGCAGCGCUACCGCCUUACUCUUCUUGCUGUUGCGCAACAAGAAGCGCGCAGCGUCUCAGUGUGUGCACAAAGGCACAAGUGCAUUCGUAACACGAUGUAUCGUUGAAGAAAGCUCAACUUUUCCGCGAGAUACGUUUUUUUCAUGAAGAUUCCGCGGAAGAAGUUUUACAUGAAUAAUCCUCUGCACGAAUAACUCUGUAACGGCGAAAACAACGACGGGUGAGCGAAAACUUUCGGGGAAACGUUACUUGGUUGACUCAAACAAAAUGGCGACGAUCGUCUUCUUGGCGGUACUGUUUACUUGACCGUGAACGUUAUGUUUCUCGCGAAGUGUGGCACGAGAGGUGUUGUGUUUUUAACUUUCUUACUAUCGAUUAGCAUCGGUUUAAUCACACAAUUUUAAUAAACUGCGUGACGUAUGUGGCCUUUGAAGUUUUCGUGAUCGUACCUCCAUAUCAUAGGUAAUAACGUGACAAAUGCGAACGACACGCACCGUGCAACACGUUUUUGCAAUUUGUCGUUCCUCACUUUUCUAAUUUUUCCUGAAUCUUUUUGGAGGGAUGUUAAAGAUUCGUAAUGUUCGACUUUCGUCGAUACCCGACCCGGCUUGUACUACGUAGGAGCGAGAUUUAAUUUCCAUGUAGCCAGGAGCGUGCCUAAUUAAUCGGAAACUUUGCCUAACCGUUCUGGUACACUCGAUGCCCAUUCGAACGUUGGUCUUCCCUUUCAAGGGCGCUCAUAACCUUUCUUUCUUCCGGAUACGUUCGACUCGGGACACGGGUUAAGAAACAAUGUCUAGUUCGUAUGUUAUCGAACCGCAGGAAAGCGGAUCGGACAAGAAGGACGACACAUUGAUUAUUGUAGUCAACGACGAUGGCACCAUAUCCGUUGACCAAGAAACCUUACAAAGUUUGAUCAUGAAUCAAUCCAAUGCAAAUGUCAGCGUAGUUAGAGUAGGCCAAGCCGAGACAGAUGCUGAAAAUGGUGAUAUCACAUUGACCGUAGACCCUCCUCCAUCUUUUACACCAGCUGCUAUAAAUCCUGGGAGCACAGCUCCAGAUGCUGGUACCUUUGUCGAUCCUUUCAUGGAAAUGGAUCCAGAGCAACUGGAAAGAUUGGAGACAGCUUUGCAAAGUGAAGAAGCAAAGCAAAUUCUUGGAGAAAAUGUUACAGCUAUGCUUGAUAUGUUAACAGUGGAGGAACAACAGAACUGUAUAAGGUACAGCGUCGAACUGGAUCAUUGCUAUACAAGCAGGACGUCGCCUUCCGAUCCAAAACCAAAGGAUCCCCUGCCCACUACUGAUUCACCCACUUCUGUUGACAAUGUGCAAUACGCGCGUCAACUUUCACCUGUUGAUGCAUCCAAUACCACGUCAGCUGUUGCCGAAGCUGAGAGUAUAGUUUCAACAAAGUCAAAAGUUACUCCAAAAACGAAUAAACCAGUGGGUCGCCCGCGAAAGAAUGUCACCCCGGGUUCCGUAACGGUACCCAAUAACUCAAGAUCAUCCGUCAAUAUAAUGAAUACACCUAAAUCUAUCGGACACCCAGCCUCGAGAAAUUUAACUGGAGCAUUACACCAAGGAAUUGGAAAACAUCAAGGAAGGUCCAACGACGAGGAUGAAGAGGAACCGUCGUCUUCGUCCACUGAAUCGUCUGAAUCGGAACCACCAUCCGACAAUGAUUCCGACUUUGGACCACGAGGCCCUAGAAGAGGUGGCAUUAGAGCUAGAGGUGGUAGAAAAGGUCUCACUACCAGAGGAGGUAGUAUGGCAGCUACUCGUAGGAGGGGUGCCAACAAACAAAUGGAUAUGGAGCAAGUCCGACGAUUAGACAUGGAAAUGGCUGCAGCCGUCAACGCUAUGAAAAGUCCGGAGAAAGAUGAAAAAUCGGGAGGAUUUAGUCUUGUUAGAGGUAAAAGACAGUAUGGAAGAACUAGCGUUGGGAGAAGAAAAGAAGAUCCGCAACGCGUCGAACCAUCUCCAGUCAUAAACGAGGACAUGCCGGUUGCGUUUGAGAAACCGCUCCAAACAACGAAUCAAGUCAAAGCGAAUUUGAUCAAUGCUAAUAUGAUCAAAGGCGAUAUGAUCCUCACGAAACCUGGACAAGGAAAGAACAACCAAAAGGUUACGUUUGUGCAAAAGCAAGUGCUUAUGAAACCGAACGACAUUAAAAGCAUGGGCUUGAAGAAGCAAGUGAUGCUUCCUAAAGGAAAAUUCUUGAGUCAAGCUGGAACCAAGUUCUUCGCGACUAAAGACGGCAAGUUGGUUCAAGUACCGAUAACUGCCAAAGCUAUAACUUCAAACGCUCCGGUUAGUCAAAUCAAGAGUCCGGUGCCCCAAGUUUCUCCAACGCAACAAUCUGUCGUUAUUCAAAAUCAAACAUCACAGAUACAACAGCAACAACAAUUAGUAAAAGUGGCUUCACCUGCUGCAGCUUCGAAAAUGAAACCUUGCGAUGUGAAAAAAGAAAAAAGGAAGUCCGACGGAUUGGAGGUUGUUGCAAAAACUGAAGUUGAUCCUGGAAGAGCAACGGAAGGCAAAGUUUUGGAUGAUUUCUUUACAGGUACGAAAAAACAUCAUCCAAAGAAAGAAACUCGUAAAGCACCAGCAUGCAUAGUGGAUAGUCUAGGACCUGCGCUUUUCUCGACUCCAGACAUCAUUCGCCGUGUCGGUUCGAACGGUGAUUCGAAAAUUCAAGAGAAUAUAGUGACAUCUCCGAUUGGCGCGUCACCAUCUACAGGCAUCGUAUCCCCGGGUACUUCUACAGCAGUGGCACAAUCGUUGUCGUCGUCAAUACCUUCAACGUUAUCGAGUCGUUCAGGUAUUACUGUGCCCACGUCUUCCGAGCGAGUUUCGCAUUCAGAGUCUCACAUAAUCACGGAAAAGAGGGAAAAUGAUGAUUCCUUAGUCAACGAAGAGGAAUGUAAACCGGUCGUAAAAGCUAAUGUACCAGAGGAGUUACAGUCUACUUUAGAAUCAGGCGGUAUAGAAGGCGAGGAACAGUUACUAGCUACAUUAGAAAUGGAAGCUAGUAAACACGAAGAGGAACUGCUGGCAGAAGCACUGUUGUUACAAGAAGAGCUCGGAGUUGAUUUGACCGAACAUACUGCACUUGUCGAACAAGGAGGUACUGUGGCAUCGGAAUCGUUGUCUUCGAGUAAUGCUGUUCCGUCUUUGCUCACAUCCGAGUCAGAACCCGCUAAACCAAUGGAUACCGUUACGCCAAUAAUCGUGACGACAACCAUGACGAGCACGACAACGGUUAUGGGAACUUCACCCGCAAUAACUACUAGGGAACCGGUAAAGAAGUGUUCGAAGGAGGAGAAGGAACCCAUUCAGAUUAUUCGUGGUGGACGAAUAAUUACGCUACCUCCUAUCGAGGCACCGGCUACUAGAAGUAAGCGGUUACAAGCAAAGGUUGAACCUGCACAAAAAACCUUCAAUACAGUGAAACGAAUGGACAAGUUCAGCAUGCAAGCGGUACAUCAAAGAUCGCCGCAUUCCGUCAAGGGUGAUACUCGUUUGACCGUCAUUCAUGGCGAAGAACAUGACAGCGAGGAAAUGAUGUUAGAAAUGAGGAACGAGGAAGAAGAGACCGAAAAGCACGAUGAAGUGGAGGAAGAUGAGGAUGAGGAAGACGACGAGGAGGAGGAUAAUUCGGAUUCAGAAGAUGAUCCCGACAGGCUUUGGUGUAUAUGUAAGCGGCCACAUAACAAUCGUUUUAUGAUUUGUUGCGAUGUUUGCGAAGAUUGGUUCCACGGAAAAUGCGUACAUGUUAGCAAAGCUAUGGGUCAACAAAUGGAAGAAAAGGGAAUAGAAUGGGUUUGUCCGAAUUGCUCGAAGAAGAAGGAUGAGGAAUUAAAAGCUAAGACCGUAUCUGGAAAGCAACGAAUUCAUUCUGACGCUUUAUCUGAGAAUUCCAUCCUUAUGAAAAAUCUUAGCUCCCCUAAUCAAACAGUUGCUAAAGAAACAUCGUCUUUGAUCUCUUCCGAUUAUGGCGGCGUUCAAUAUUCCAGCGGUAUGCAAUGCGUCGUUUGUAAAAAAGAAGCGAGGAAUUCCAGCAUAUACUGUUCCGAUGCUUGCAUACUCGCACACGCCCAAGAAACCCUAACCAAAGACAAACCAGUACCGGUACCAAUGCAAAGUCCGAAAGCAACAAAAGUAUCACCAUUUGACGCUGCCUCCAAGCUAAAGUCCGAAGCUAGAAUCAUAGUCUUUGAGAGAAAAACGGGAAAAGUGUUAUCUGGUGCCGAUGCUCCGACAAGAUCAAAUUUACGUAUGUGGUUAAAAGAAAAUCCUACAUUUGAGGUAGUUGGUGCAAAUAACCUUGGCUCGGUGCAAGUAGGAAAAACGAUUACGUCUAUUCACACACAAGUGCCAGGCAAACCAGGGAAAGCUACGAUACUGCCAACCGGGAAAGGACAAAAUGUUCCGAAGAUGACAUACACCAAAGUUCCAGGUUCCAAGCAAAUGAUUUUAACCGCAGGAAACAAGAAAUAUACGAUAAUCUCCAGUGGACAACAACAAUCUCCGCAACUACAACAAGUUCAACCACAACACACGAAAACGAUACAGGUGAAACAAACGUUAGUCUCUCAGACGGAUAAAAGUCCAUUGAUAAUGAAGAUAACAACACCAAAAUUGACCAAUCAGACACAAUUGAAACAACAGCCUUCAGCAUCGCCAAAACAAAUGCCGAAUGCGAAGAAGCAAGAGGUCAAACAAACGACUGUACAGGUGAAACAACAAAUAAAACCAAGUCCAACAAGAAAACCUGAAACCGAACCGAUCAGGGUGAAUAUACGAAAAACUUUGACGGAGUUGUUAUCAACUCGCAUAAAGGAAACCGAAGAUUUGAAACUGACCGACGAGGAAAUCGUUGAGUUAGCUUUCAAUAUCGAGUUGGAAUUGUACAAAUAUUUCAAAGAUACUGGUGCCAAGUAUAAAGCCAAGUAUAGAAGUCUCGUAUUCAACAUAAAGGACACCAAAAAUUUAACCUUAUUUCGAAAAAUUGCCGACAGAUCGUUGACACCCGACGCUGUAGUAAGACUAAGUCCCGAUGAAAUGGCGAGUCAGGAAUUGGCUGAAUGGCGAGAGAAAGAAACUAAGCACCAGUUGGAAAUGAUUAAGAAGAACGAGUUGGAUUUGAUGGCGCAGGCCAAAUCGAUCGUUGUCAAAACUCACAAAGGCGAGCAGAUUAUUGAGAACGAUGGCGCCAUUGAUCACGUUGAUCCCAAAACGCCCGUGCAAGAUAUCGUGACCGCUUUGAACAGCGCCGACAGCAUAUCCUCGACCGUCGACGAUGUGGAAAAGGAGAUGGAGAGAAUGAACGACGAAGAUAGAAGCUUCAGAGGAACCGAAGACGCGAAGAAGUUGAAGAGCAUCGACGAAAAGAGGAGGAAAGAUAAGGAAAAGGACAGGGGUCGAGAAAAAGAGAAAGGCGGCAAGGAUAAGGAAAGGGAGAAAGAGGUAGGUCGUUCGAGAGGGAGUGGUAGACGCGAGAGGAGCACCAGCAGAACUAAACACAAACACGGUAGGGACGACAGGGAACGUAGUAAGACAAGAGAAAAGAACAGAGAACAAAAAUCUCGGGACAAGGAAGGUAAGCGGGAAAGGGAAAGGGAUCGCGAGAAGGGGAAGGAUCGGGAAAAGGACCGAGACCGAUUGAGAACCGGGGAACGGGAAAAAUCGAAAGUACGAGAGAGGGGCAACAAAGAGAAGAGCAAGCAAAAAGACAAGGACCGAGAACGACACAGGUUUAGCGAGAAUAAUUCAAGGAAUCGCAGUAAUCUGUUUGACAUCGACAAAAGAGACGAUGAUUUGGAUAAGAAAGAAGAUCCGAUAGGCUCAGCGGGAGCAUCGUCAGAGAAAACGAUCGAGGAUCGACUAUGGCGUCACAUCGAGGACGAAGCCACCACGAACACCAUCGAUGGAAAUGAUUCCGAUGUGUCAGAUAGGGAACCCACUUCAACGGUGACGAUUAAAACGCCAGAUAUUAACGAGGAUAUCGAGAGAGAAAGGGAACAAGAACCGGUCACAGUUGAAAAAGACAUCCCGAAAGGAAGUUGGCAAACAGUUUGGAGAGGCUUCGUUAAUAUGGUGGAUGUUGCAAAAUUCUUUAUUACCGCGCAAGAAGUCAGCGGUCACGCAAGGGAUUUGAUGGACGAUUUGCCCGAUACGGUCGACGUUGUCGGCAGGAUAAGUCACGAGACCGUGUGGGACUACAUCUCAAAAAUGAAGAAAACUGGGUCAAAGGAGAUUCUAGUGAUUCGUCUUACAGCCGCUAACGACGAAGAGAAGAUUCCGUACAUAACUCUAUACAGUUAUUUGAACAGCAGAAGUCGUCUCGGUGUCGUUGGAAACGUUUCCAAAAAUAUCAAGGACUUUUACAUAAUGCCUUUCUCAAGUCAAAGCACAAUACCUCCGGUUCUGCUACCUUUGAUCGGUCCUGGUUUCGAAGAGCACAGACCGCAUCUACUUUUGGGAAUAAUCGUCCGUAACAAAAGAAAACGGUUCUCUGGUGUGACCUCGUCGUCUAUACCGAUGAAACUGGCUAAGAAAGACACCGAUAGAAGCUACACCCCGCCAUUAGUCGCCGCUUCGAAGGAUAAGGCCAGUAGUUCCAAUGUAACAACUAUGAUAACGGCUACGAUUACAUCUGCAGCGCCGCCAACAGCCGUGGCUUCUUCGUCGUCGUCGUCUUCGUCUUCGUCUUCGUCUUCUUCUUCCCCUGCCCCAACAAUAACCACCAGCGCGUAUCUCAAAGCUACGUCUGAUUCCGUGAAAGAGAAGCAACUUCCAGUCACGCAAACAACCCUCGACACUUUAAACAGAGCGCAUAUAGGAAUGUCGAGAGGCAGUCUACUCGAUACAGCUGCUAUAUGCAAAAUCGUUCCUGAAUUGUCUUCAAAGAUCGACCUCACUUCCUCGCCUGGCAAAGCACCUCUCGAUGACGACGGUGACGAGCCCUACAGCCCCGGCCAGAUGGACGAGGAACAGAUCGAUCUUGACCUGCGAACCUCUUCCUCGACUUGUUCGACAGCCACAGCGAUACCGUCGAUGUCAUCUAUAUCUAUGUCGAUGGCUAUCGACGGCACCGCGAUAGAUAACGGUAUUAUUUCUUCCAGUAAAAGCUCCAACGAUCUCCAACGGAAAAUGGAAGAACUAAACAGGCAAAUCGAAGAACAGAAGCAACAAAUACAAAGCAUUAGUUCGUCGUUUCUCGGUGAAUCAACGCCUACCUUGCCGGGCUUAGGGCUGGACCCCCCGGCUGGCGAUGAGAGCGAGGAAGCCUACAGUCCCCCGGACACAAGAUCGUUCACACCGCCGCCACCCCCGGGUAUUUCAAAAUUAACACAGCCAAUUCUCGACAAAGUAUCGAAUAUCACGAUACCAGCGAAUCUGCAAGAAAUUCUGGCGAACGUCAAGCGACAGGAGAGCUCUAAAGUGGACCCGUAUUUACCAUCCAAGCCCAGUGCCACGUUCUUAACCACCGUUAACUCUUCGAUUUACCAAAAUCCUGAAAAAUAUUCUUCACCGUCUCCGGUAAAACUUUCAGUUGGCGGCACGAGCAAGACCAAUCUCGAGAAAGCUUCGCUGGAUGCAAACAAUCAACGGGAGUCUCUGCCGAAGGAGAAAGAAAGCAAGAGUACUCUGAGCUCUCUGAGCGACAUGGACUUGAUCAGAAAAGCGGAGGAAGAAUUGGCCGCCGUCGCAGCUGCGUCGGCUGCAGUAGCAUCGUCAGGAAUCUCAGCGGUUGAAAAGCCGACUCAAACAGCAUUAGCCGCGACUCCAGUUCUUCCAACGAUAGUAGCAACUUCCUCCUCAGCGAUAAAACCAAUAUCCACGAAUCUCUCAGGUAUAGCUUCGGCGACAGACUCUUCCUACGAGGGAACCUCGUACAAGAGCUCUUUCCCGGACACCUUCAAGCGAAACCUAGCUCCAGAGCAGCCGAAACCCCCCGGUCUCGAGGACGAGGACUUCCCUCCAUUCCCAUCCACGCCGCCCAGCGUGGACAGCAACGCAUCGAAAACGAUGUCGCGUUCAAAGUUCGUUCCAAAGAGUGGGAUCGUAUUGAGCAUGAAACGGAAGGCUAGUGACGAUUCUAUUGCCGCUUCCGCUUCGAACAAAACAACAAGAGUUAAGUCCCGCUGGGGUCAAGGUCCCUCGGAUUCGGUCGACUAGCUUUUGCUUGAGGUGAAGGGAGAGUCAUCUUCCUCGGACGAUUGAAACUAUUACACGUGGUUUUUAUGGAUGGCUUGUACAGCCAGUUGUCGACACUUGUAUCUUAGACCAUCGCGACACAACCUGGCCAAACGUCGGUAGCCUAAUAUUUUUUCAAUCAGAAUUUGGUGAUUAAUCGAUUCGAAAGGAAUAGUUCUUUUCUUUUCGUACCAAACGAGAUAGCUUGGUAUUUUGCGUCUACUGUUAGGAUUGUUGGUGCGCAAGAAUCAACCCGUUUCACGUUGAUAUCCCGAAAACGUCACACAUAGAUCACUUGUACAUACCAAAGCGACGGAAAUGAACGCUCUUAAAUGCUCGUCGUGCUCUACGCUACGUGUACAUAGCCUUAUCGAAAAUUCUGUAAUAUAUUGUUUAAAUUCACUUGGAAAGUUAACAAAUUAUAUAAUACAGUGCGUGUGGGCGUUACGUGUGCAUGCUACCAGUGUAUAUAAGUUAGAUAUAAGGAUCUGCGAAUGACCAGUGUCGAUCAAACGAUGAUUUUAUUUCUCGAUUAACUAGGAUUUUCGUACAUUAAUUUCAGGAAUAUGCGAUUCAUACUACAGUUAACAACCUGCGAAAGUGGUAAACACAAUUUCUCCAACCUUUGUUUCGUUCUUUAAGUUUCGGAGAUUAAAUGUUCGUGCAAUGCUAUAAUCGUAAAUUCUUCGACACGAACCGUUAAUUCGCUUAAGCUAUUACGACAAUACAAACAAUGUUUAUUUCUCCAUUUUAACCAGAAAAUCCAACUAAGUACUGGAACUCAA
Hylaeus anthracinus is the source of this 9523-nucleotide messenger RNA. RefSeq lists its product as uncharacterized. Gene Ontology annotation, cellular component: nucleus. Gene Ontology annotation, biological process: DNA-templated transcription. The coding region runs from base 1329 to 8720 and encodes 2463 amino acids. Gene Ontology annotation, molecular function: protein binding. The record is from RefSeq and is a predicted model, not a curated record. NCBI's taxonomy places the organism in Eukaryota, Metazoa, Arthropoda, Insecta, Hymenoptera, Colletidae. The transcript is spliced from 12 exons.